Molecule: messenger RNA, 1043 nt
Organism: Rubroshorea leprosula
Lineage: Eukaryota; Viridiplantae; Streptophyta; Magnoliopsida; Malvales; Dipterocarpaceae
Source: the annotation of a GenBank genome assembly
AAUUUCCAACUUUCUUCACCUCGGAUUUCAUUCAUUCAUAUUUUCCUGCUUUUCAAUUACUUUCUUGCUUGCAAAACAAGUUCUAUUCAUGAGGAUAAGCUGCAACGGUUGCCGAGUCCUUCGUAAAGGCUGUAGCGACAGCUGCUCCAUUAGGCCCUGCCUCCAAUGGAUCCCAAGCCCCCAGUCGCAAGCCAACGCUACAGUCUUCCUCGCAAAAUUCUACGGCCGUGCCGGUCUCAUUAACCUCAUUAAUGCCGGCCCCGAAAAUCUUCGUCCUGAGAUUUUUAAAUCGUUGCUGUACGAGGCGUGCGGGCGGAUGGUUGACCCGAUUAAUGGGCUCGUCGGGCUGAUGAUAUCGGGUAAGUGGUUGCAAUGUCAAGCCGCCGUGGAAGCGGUUCUCAGCGGCGCACCGAUCGCCCAAGUCCCUUCGCAGUCGGUAUUGAGCGGCUUUAGCCCGCCCUUUAAAGGCUGUGAUAUUCGCCACGUGUCUAGACAUAAAAACUCGGACGGUGUCUCCGAUCGGCUUCACAAAGUGGCGUCUAAGACCCAGUUCAAGCGAUCGGCACCAAAGCCGAAGUCCAAAGUGAAGCCCGAAAACUCGGGGAGUCCAGACUCGGGGCUGAGCCAAUGCGACGGCGAAUCGGUUCAGACUGUGGAGGCUUCGCUGGUGAAGGCUGACGAAGCAGCCGACGGAAGCGAGGUGGAGCUGGAGCUGAGUUUGGGAUUCAAAUCAAGCUGGUGGAAAGCCGGUUCCAGUAUUAACGGCUGUAAUGGUGCAGAUUGUUAGAUGGAUCUUGGGCAGAGUUUGGGUUAAAGUUAAGACUGGUUUUGGGCCCUUCUGAUAUCUAGACUCGAAAGAGAGUGUUAGAGAAUUUUCAUUUUGGUUUUCGUUUCUAGGGUGGACCUCCUGAUUUUUGUCGGGGUUACAGUCGCAAGGGUAAAUAGCGGAAAUACAAAGAUUAUAUGCUGAUUACUCGAGGCUCGACUCUCGAGCUGUCAAAGUUUUGUAUAUUACAGCAACAAAACAAAUUAAUCUUUUGUUU